AUGUAUUCUUCUGUCAACUUAUUACGCUCUUUAACUAGAGCUCACAAAACUAUACAAGUAGUUGCAAGAAACUAUUCAGUGCCGGCGAAACAAGCCAGUGUUACGAGCACAUUUGUUGGAGCACUGAGGAAGAUUGUUGGUGAUCAGAAUGUUUCUACUUCAGAUGCUGUUAGAGAGCAGCAUGGACACGAUGAAUCCCACCAUGCUUCGUCACUACCAGAUGUUGUGGUGUUUGCUGAGUCAGUUGAGCAAGUGAGCCAAGUUGCUAAGUUCUGUAAUGAUAACCGAGUCCCUCUCAUCCCCUUUGGGAGCGGGACAGGCCUUGAAGGUGGUGUUAAUGCAUUGGAGGGAGGAGUUGCUCUGAACAUGAACAAAAUGAAUAAGAUUGUGGAGUUGAACAGCCAAGAUUUUGACUGCACUGUCCAGCCAGGUGUCAUGCGAAUAGCUCUCAACACUUUCCUUAGGGAUACUGGUCUGUGGUUUCCUAUUGAUCCAGGUGCAGAUGCCUCUAUAUGUGGAAUGUGUGCCACAAGUGCGUCAGGCACUAAUGCAGUACGCUAUGGAACCAUGAGAGAGAAUGUUCUCAAUCUGCAAGUUGUACUUCCAGAUGGUCGUGUGUUUGAUACUGCUGGGAAAGGAAGGAGAACAAAGAAAACAUCUGCUGGCUACAAUUUGACAAACUUGUUUGUGGGAUCUGAAGGGACUUUGGGCAUCAUCACUCAGGCUACAAUUAGACUGUAUGGUAUUCCAGAAAAGACUAUUGCAGCUGUUUGCCAUUUCAACUCGGUGCAAGAUGCAGUGGACACAGUGGUGCAGAUCUUACAGUGUGGCAUCCCAAUGGCUAAACUGGAAUUUUUGGAUGACACAGCCAUUAAUGCAUUUAAUAAGUACAGCAAGUACAACAUGACCGUUGCCAACUCCUUGUUUCUGGAGUUCCAUGGGCCAGCUCAAGGGCUGGAGGAUCAGUUUGAUGCAGUUAAGGAGCUAGUUGAAGCAAACAAUGGAUUUGGACUGCAGGUUGCCUCAGACGUUGAUGAAAGAACUCGUCUGUGGAAAGCAAGACAUGAAAUGGUCUAUGCAUGCACUGCUCUUGUUCCAGGUUCCAGGCCAUAUUCAACGGACGUGUGUGUGCCGAUCUCAAACUUACCAGAGGUCAUCAUCAAAACCAAAGAAAUGAUCAGUGAAGCUGGUGUUCAGGGUCCUAUAGUCGGCCAUGUUGGCGAUGGGAAUUUCCACGUGUUUUUCCCCAUUGAUCGUGAAGAUAAAGAAACAUUGAAUAAAGUUACUGAUAUUUCAAAACGCAUGGCUUUGCUGGGGCUGAGUCUCAACGGUACCUGUACCGGGGAGCAUGGGAUUGGCCUGGGCAAGAGGGAGCUUCUUAUCAAAGAGCUUGGUGAACAUGGAGUGGAGGUGAUGAAACAGGUGAAGCAGGCCUUUGAUCCUAAUGGCAUCAUGAACCCGGGAAAAGUCUUUGUGUGA
Molecule: messenger RNA, 1479 nt
Organism: Candidula unifasciata
Lineage: Eukaryota; Metazoa; Mollusca; Gastropoda; Stylommatophora; Geomitridae
Source: the annotation of a GenBank genome assembly